Molecule: messenger RNA, 1210 nt
Organism: Branchiostoma floridae (Florida lancelet)
Lineage: Eukaryota; Metazoa; Chordata; Leptocardii; Amphioxiformes; Branchiostomatidae
Product: sulfotransferase family cytosolic 1B member 1-like
Exons: 7
Coding region: 136-1077 (313 amino acids)
Biological process (GO): sulfation
Cellular component (GO): cytoplasm
Molecular function (GO): sulfotransferase activity
Source: RefSeq, a predicted model, not a curated record
CAAGUGGUAACCUUCGACCUUUACGACUUGCUCCUUGGAAAGUUCGCAGACACGAUGCAUGACUUAUGUCAUGUGUAGCAACUAUUUUUGGCCCUUUAAGCCCAGAAGGUAUCGAAGCAUAAAUAUGAGAACAAAAUGAUAACGGAGUACUAUCUAUUCGGGAUGGCACUGUCGACUGAAGACAAGCGCAAACUGCUACACAACAAAUGGUUCAAAGAUGUCAAGUUAGCGAACGGACUCACACAGGAACACUUGGAGGGUUUUGAGACAUUUGCUGUGCGUGAUGAUGACGUUUUCGUAGCAUCCUACCCUAAAACUGGCAGUACCUGGGUGCGGCAGAUUGUGUCUCUCCUGUACUGUGACGCAGAUCCUGAGAAAGAUAUCUCCACGUACAAAAGAUUUCCAUUUUUUGAAAGGUACGACCUAAGGACCCAAGCACCCGUCUACAAAACUAUUGAAGCAGCACCUUCUCCAAGGCUGAUAAAGACUCAUCUGCCUUAUGACUUGCUGCCCAGGGAUGUCAGGGAUGGAAAAGGAAAGGUCGUGUAUGUGACGCGUAACCCUCACGACACAGCAGUAUCAUUCUUCCACUUCUCCCAAGGAAACACCGCUUUACUCACAUGGGACACAUUUGAUGAGUUUCUCAACAACUUUCUGGGUGGAAAAGUGUCAUAUGGGGACUUCUACAGAAAUGUUCUUGGGUUCUGGAAGCACAAAGAUGAUGCAAACAUAUUGUUCCUGAAGUAUGAAGAUAUGCAGAAGGAUCUUUACAAAGUGGUUGUAAGUGUCGCAGACUUUCUCGGGAAGAAAUUUCCUGAAGAAUCACUGCAGAGAGUUCUAGACCACUGCCGCUUUUCCGUUAUGAAGAACAACCCCAGAGUCAACUAUGAACCACUGGCAAGGAAGGGGAUUUUGGAUUUUAGCAAGUCCAAAUUUAUGAGGAAAGGAAUAGUGGGAGACUGGAAGAACUACUUUUCAGCCCAGCAAAGAGAAACUGCUGAUCGACUGUACAGACAGAGGACUUUGGGAACAGGACUGCACUUUGACUUUGAGCCCUGUGAACCAGCAAAACUGUAGAGAUCCUGUGUUUUGCUGGCCUGAGGUUUUAGUAGUCUGCAAAGAAAUCAAGAUGGUGCAUUCAUUUGUAAUCUCAUGUAUGAUUAGAUGAUACAUUCAGUACCAGCAGUGUAGAUGUUAAUAAACAUUCUGA